This is a messenger RNA of Trichoderma gamsii, 1668 nucleotides long. Its product is annotated as fungal specific transcription factor domain-containing protein. The record is from RefSeq and is a predicted model, not a curated record. The transcript is spliced from 3 exons. Gene Ontology annotation, cellular component: nucleus. Gene Ontology annotation, biological process: positive regulation of transcription by RNA polymerase II. The coding region runs from base 1 to 1668 and encodes 555 amino acids. Gene Ontology annotation, molecular function: sequence-specific DNA binding. NCBI's taxonomy places the organism in Eukaryota, Fungi, Ascomycota, Sordariomycetes, Hypocreales, Hypocreaceae.
AUGCCUUUUAGCGAGCCCCGGUGGGAUGGCGGUAAAGCCUCUUAUAAUGCUAUAAUGGAGUUGAGAGAUCUUAAGCUCCGAGAGGCUUAUGCUGAAGAGCCGGCACUCUGGGUUAUGUCAUUGCUUCAAGCUUUCGAAGUCAGGCGGGAUAUAUGCCGGCAUAAUCACAAGAAAUUUUUGAAGUGGGAAACGGCGCCUGUUAUCAGGGGGUGGGAGCUCUCCGAUAUCGCGGCCUUUAAGAGCUCUUGGGAAAUGGAAAUCGACCUUGGCGCUUCUUUGGCCUCCUUGAAAAGUUCUAGCAGAUGGCAGAUCAUUCCAGCUAAGAACAAAGGCAUGAUAGUGUUGUUCUAUGAAGGACUUAGUCAGCCAAUGAGCCCCCCAAAAAAAAAACGAAAAGAAAGCAUGCAAAGCCUGGACACCUUUACCAGAGGGUUAUCUUCUCGCAACUGUUCAGUGCUCGAGCCUAGGCUGGACCUCAACGAUCUGUAUCUCAACACCAGCAGUCCCGAGAAAAUCGCUGCAAUGCUUCGCCAGCCAACACCUGUUUCAGAUACUGCUACUACUACGAGAGAUGACACAAUUACAGCCGACACCGAAGACGACUCGUUGCUUGGGCCCGCGAUGGAGAAUUCGGACUCUCUUGAUGUUGACGAUAAAGGGCAGUGGAGUUACAAUGGCCAAUUAUCCACCACGAUAUUCAUGCAGCGACUUCAAAACCAGUUUGGCAAUUUGAUCGCUUCUCUUCCGACGCGAUCCAGGUCCAAAUUUGUCGAGCAGGCUUCAAAAGAUCCCAUGACAGAUACUGCGCCGUAUACAAUUUCCGUGAAUUACGGCCUCCCGCCAGAAAGUCGCGCAAGGGUUCUCUGCCAGCUGGCUUUUGACGAAGCAUGCGUUUGCUACCACUUUAUCCACAACCCUUCAUUUUGGACCUCUUUUGACCAGGUUUACGCGACACAACCGAAUGAUUACGGGGCAGAAGAGCGUGGCUUUUUGCCCCUUCUGUAUGCUGUUGUUUCUGUUGGCUGCUUCCGAGCCGAAGGACUAGAUAAACGGCUCUACAUAUGCGCCGAUGCCUGCAUCAGUGCUUCGAGAAACCUCAUCGACAUCACCAGAGAUAUGCAGGUCAAAGGGCUGCUGAGCGGCGCCGACUGGUUUCCCAUGCAUGCGACGUAUUUUACCAUUUUGACAUUGACUUAUCCGAUACUUGAGAACAACCAAAUUUCUACGCGUAAAACGGAUGUUCUGGAAGGUGCAUUUGAAGGCAUGAGCGUGCUCGAGGCUUUGGCUAAGAACGGUUUGGCUAUCGAGAGAUGUCCUCGUCUUCCGUCGCUAUUCAAGUACCUUCCCGAGACACUAUUCAAGCCCAAUCACCAAGUGGGAACUACCGACGUCGAUAAAGCAGUCCUGUCCCAAACAUACGUUUCCAGCACAAGUCCCCAACAUGCCACGCUACAGACCCCAGCGUCCUCGAAUGUGAACUCAGUCAUGGACCGAUCAAGCAUACAACGAGAGAUUGCUCCAUCACAACAGCCUAGCUCCAAUCAAGUAGAGUCAGACAUGAUGCGCAUGUUCCUUCCGCCUGAAAUGGUGGCUGCGCAAGCAGAUAAUGUUGACGACAUAUUUACACAUUUUGGGAUGGAUAUGUUUCAUGCCAACGAUGAUAGCUAG